AUGACCACCCAUCGUGUCUUGAUAUACUUGUUGCGACGAGACCUCCGACUUCCAGAUAAUCCCGUCUUUCACGAGAUACAUCAACUCUCCCAGCAGGCGCAAAAGACAUUCACUCACGUUCUCCCUGUAUAUGUUUUUGCCGCCCAGCAGGUCGAAGUCUCCGGAUUUGUCACCGAGCCUAGCUCCAAGUCGCCUUUCCCCGAGGCGCGUUCAGAGGUGGGAAAGUUCUGGAGAUGUGGCCCUCACAGGGCCAAAUUUCUCGCCGAAUCAAUUUGGGACCUAAAGUCUCAGCUCGAGGGGGUGGGUAGCGGUCUGUGUAUCCGCGUCGGCAUCUUAGGUCAGGUGGUGGAAGACAUCCUGGACCAGUUCCGUCAGGCAGACGAAGCAUCUGUCUCAGCACUAUGGAUGACAGAGGAGGAAGGUGUGGAGGAGAAGCGGGAGGAACGGGACGUACGCAAGGCUGCUGAGAAGUUUGGGAUCGGCUUCAGGUUAUGGCUGGAUGAGAAAUACUUCAUCGAUGACCGAGAUUUGCCGUUCGACAAGCCUUCUGAUCUUCCAGAUGUCUUCACCACCUACCGGAAGUCAGUAGAGCCGUUGAGGGAAGCGCCACGUAAAACACUACCCUCGCCGCCAUCAUUGCCUCCGUUGCCAACGUUAGUCCCGUUGCAGACCCCUCCAUUUUCGAUACCUGACACGUUCGAGAAGUUGGAAUCGGCCCUGAUGAAACCGCUGAUGGCCAACCCUCCGCUCUCCAAGCCACCUUGUUUUCCUGCUUCAGGAGUCGCUUCUGCUCAUCCUUUCCAUGGGGGCAAUACAGAAGGAGAAAAACGGGUAGAAUUCCUGGUGAAAUCGGGGCUCAUGACCAGAUACAAAGACACCCGCAACGGUCUGUUAGGGACGGAUUUCUCUACCAAACUUUCGGCUUGGCUGGCGCUCGGGUGUAUCACCGCCCGCCAAAUACACUCCCAGCUUUUCGAGUUUGAGGAAGGGAGGGAUGACCGAUAUCGGGCCGCAGAAGGAUAUGGGAAGGGGGAAAACCCCGGCACUGCUGCUGUACGAUUUGAGCUCUUAUGGCGAGACUACAUGAGGCUCUCUACACGAAAAUUUGGCUAUCGGUUGUUUCGGUUGGAAGGGUUCCGGAAUGAGCACUCUUUCGCGUGGAAGACACCUGGCAGCAAAGGCAGUGGCCCGGAAGUUGCAGAGAUGCUGGAUAGAUUUCUGCGCGGGACAACUGGGACAACCUUUAUCGAUGCAAGCCAACGCGAGCUCUUCCAUACGGGAUACACAAGCAACCGAGCUCGACAAAACGUGGCGAGCUUUUUAGCAAAGCACCUGGGCGUGAGCUGGAAAUUGGGGGCCGAGUGGUAUGAAUGCAUGCUGACGGACUACGAUGUCAGCUCCAACUGGGGCAACUGGCAAUACGUGGCUGGGGUGGGGAAUGACCCUCGUGGCGAAGCCAGAGUCUUCAACCCGAUCAAACAAGGCUGUGAUUACGAUCCCCGAGUGAGCAAAGAAAGGAGGGCCGAGUUGGGACUGAAUGGACUCGACAUGGUUGAGCGUCCGUUGAAGAGAAUCGAUUUUAAGGUCGGCGGCAAAGGCAGAGGCAGUGGGAGUGGCCGCGAGAUGACAGAUGCUGCUGAGCGCAAUCCUAUGGGAAUGGAGGUGGCAGCUUUCGGUCAGGAUGAAAGGCGAAGUCGGAUCAGCAGCAAAUUGGUGUCGCCAGCGUUGAUCAUCAUUCACCACAUGCUGGUGGAUGGGGAUUGUUGCUGGAUACUCCGAGGCUGGAAUGGAAACAUCAAUUGGACCGUCGGGGACAUUGACCAGUUGCUGGAUGGUUGGAAGGAAAGAAAGCAAGCGAGCAAGGACCGGGAGAUGGAACAGCCCGAAUGA
Messenger RNA from Fonsecaea nubica, 1890 nucleotides. RefSeq lists its product as hypothetical. Gene Ontology annotation, molecular function: FAD binding; damaged DNA binding; deoxyribodipyrimidine photo-lyase activity. The transcript is spliced from 4 exons. NCBI's taxonomy places the organism in Eukaryota, Fungi, Ascomycota, Eurotiomycetes, Chaetothyriales, Herpotrichiellaceae. The record is from RefSeq and is a predicted model, not a curated record. Gene Ontology annotation, biological process: photoreactive repair. Bases 1 to 1890 code for a protein of 629 amino acids.